Zophobas morio is the source of this 1612-nucleotide messenger RNA. Its product is annotated as probable inactive tRNA-specific adenosine deaminase-like protein 3. The record is from RefSeq and is a predicted model, not a curated record. Gene Ontology annotation, molecular function: tRNA-specific adenosine-34 deaminase activity. Gene Ontology annotation, cellular component: nucleus; cytoplasm. The transcript is spliced from 9 exons. The coding region runs from base 145 to 1188 and encodes 347 amino acids. Lineage: Eukaryota; Metazoa; Arthropoda; Insecta; Coleoptera; Tenebrionidae.
UCUAUAAAAAUAAUAAGAUUUUUUGUUUAAUUACAAAAAUUAUUUUAUUUUUAUUUUAUCUUGUUAACUUUUGUGGUUUGAACAAAAUAGUAACUUUACAUUAUUGAAAACUUAAAAGUUUUUGUUUUGUUUUUUACUUGAAUUAUGUGCUUGAAAACUUUAGAAGCUUUAGAAUAUAGCGGCUUACAAGAGAGGCAUCCCACUGUUAUACUUUCCCUAGAGAAAAGUCUUCCGGUUCCACUAACCGGAGCUUUUGUUGCUACUAUCUGUAAUCAUAAACAAACGUCUAAAAUUAUUAGGAUCCUUUCUGAAAAGUUUCCACUCAAAACUCUGUCUCACCUUCGAAGAAUUAAAAAGGAUGUUACGGAGGAUGGUCGACCUGAACUUACUGUUCUUAUAAGUGGAUCUGAUAAUGGAACAGAAGUGGAAGAAAAAAUUCGCUUGCUUUUGAAGGAAGAUAAUAUGGAUACCUCAAUUUCAAAUUUUAGAAAAGUUUUAGUCUCGGCUACUCCGCCGCUCACUAGAAUUCAGUUUGAGCUGAUCAAAGACGUCUGGCCCACUCAUUUCCUUGAAGACAUAAACACCAAGCCAUCCAUUAGCGUCCGUGCGCCGGUCGUAUACUACAGGACUUAUCAAACAACUUUCCUUGGACGGGAUUGGUCCUUAAUCAUUUCUAGCAAACAUUUUGACCACUCCGGAGAAACGAGAGAACUUGCGAAAUUCUAUUUUUCGGGUGAAGACAUAGUAAUGCUGGAAGGCCACAUGCGCUCAGCCCUUGCCUUUGCUCGGGACGCACAUUCCUCCAAUCAUUGGCCUACUGGGUGCGUAAUAAUUGAUCCUAUCUCCAAUCAAAUUGUUUCGAAGGGUUGUGAUUCGCCCGCGCAUCCUCUAAAACAUGCUGUUAUGGGAGCUCUUGAUUCGCUGGCGGAGUCCCACUGCACCAAUAGUGCAGAAGCAUAUAUUGCCACGGGUCUGGAUGUUUAUGUUACGCGCGAGCCCUGUGUCAUGUGCGCAAUGGCGUUACUUCAUUCGCGGGUCCGGCGAGUUUUCUUUGGCCUCCGAACUGCAAAUGGCGGAUUUUCUUCCCGUUUGCGAUUACACCAACAACCUAAGCUGAAUCAUCGUUUUUCGGUGUACGAAAAAUUGUUAUAUAAUGACUGCUUCCGAUAUCAUGAAGGCAGUAAAUGAUUUACAAAGAGAUGGUAAUAGUGGAAUUUUUUAUCUGUAGUACGAGCGAAAUAAAACUGUACUUUUUAAAGUACUUGAAAAAGAAUUGAUUAGGCAGUUUUUGGUGAAGAGAUACUUCAUUUAAGUAAAUUUUUACUGAGCUUUAAUGUGUUUAAAAUAUACAGCUGGCCACUGGUUGCCUUAUCUAUCAGGUGACCUACUUUAUUUACUAGUGCUGGUGCCCUAGGGGUGAUUUUUCAUAAUAAAACCUCAAUGAAAACGCUUUUUAUUAGUUUCAGCUCUGCAAAUUUGAACUAACUCAUUCAAGUCUUUUUCUUGAGGCUGCCUUUUUAAAUAAAGCAACAACAGCACAUAACGUAUUACCACCCCUAUAACAAUUUGUGGACCAGUUAUAUUACGUUUAUUAAAACGUCAUUAAGCUGUC